CACAUACAGGAAGUGGAGGAGUUUGACGUUAACGAGAGGAAAAUGUGGCGCACGAAGUUUGCAGCUGUGGACGAGAAGCUAUGAAAUCUGAGCGGAUCGCCAUUGAUUUCUCUCAGGAUCAAAGUUGUAGAACUACACUGUAGGACACAAUGUCCUUAUCAGGAGUCACUCUUCAGAUUUUGCUUCUUACAGUCAUGGUUUUCACUGUGUCAGGGGUCCAGAAGCUGACCAUCACCCCUGACAGAGGAACCAACUUCAACAUCAGAAGCAGCAGUCAGCCCAAAGGUUGCAACGUGUGCACCGGAGCAGGACGCUCACGACGAUGUAAUACAUCCCUUCUGCUAAGAGACAACACUCCUGUCUCACUGGAGUUUGAAUGCUCCAGACCUCAGGAUGUAUUCAGUGUGGAAAUUGUGCGAAAUAUAGAAUGUACCACAAAGUCAUGCAACAGCCACAUCAUCCAGGCUGACUCGGGCUCGCUUCCGUUACUGGAUUUUGACCGCAAGUUCACCUGGAACCUGAAGGCCUCGGCGCCGAAAGCAUUCAACAUAGACUUCAGCAAUACGGGUCUAAGACAGAUUAAUCCAUCUGAGAGAUGUCCAGACAGACACAGCUACACCCUCCAGGCCUUCCAGACUACGGGGAAUGUGGCCGUAGGGAAAUACUGCAGAACGGGAACUAUCCGUAGUGCCCAGAUACUGAAUCAAGGUAGCUUUUCUGUGGAUGUCCCAGCUGGACAGAAACUCCAAAGUGGCCAGUUUGACGUGUCUGUUGGGGAGGAAAUCAAAUCCCUUGCCAAAAUUACACUGACGUUACCAAAAGGGGCCUCAUCGUCGGAGUUGCUCUCUCCAAACUACCCGGAUAGUUUUCCUGACGACGGCGUGAUGGAGUGGUACUUUCAGGUGCCGGAGAAGCACAAGACAGCUGUUCAGCUCUUACAGCUCAUACAGCCGCGAUGUCUGAAGAAGGACACCGCAGUGGAGUACCAAAGCAAAGGGAGAGUGGCGUCGGUGCUGAGGCUGACAGACCGCCAGCCGGAGCAGAGUCAGGGAAACUUCUCCCUGAUGCUGAGGAACUGUGAGAUGGACAGAAGACGUGCUGCUUCCCCUGGACUGUCCCUGACCCUUAAGGUGUCUUCAAGUGAAAGUUCACCAGUGUUGUGUAAAGUGGAUGUGAGCAAAAUGGAGGGCCUUUCUCUUCACAUCGAGAAGCUGAGACCGGCCUCUUACUGCGAGAUGAAAAUAAACUCCGUGCUGAAAGAGAAGAUUACAGUCACAUCACACAGUGACCUGACGUUCCAGGACUGCCUUCCUGAAGACGUACAAGUCACCGCCGUGGGAGUGAUGGAGUGUAGUCAACUCAAAGAGUGCCCGAAGACUCCGGCCCGUCUGUCGUUGCCUCUGCUGCCGACCUGCCUCCCUGCCAAUCUGAGCAGUGUGACCUGGGCUCUCCGCCCUCCUCAGCACGGCACCGUGGAGCUGACCUCUCCCACUGGGCCCCUCAAGCAGUCCGUACCGGGGCAGCCGUGCAAUGACAGCAUCAUUAUCAAAGUGACUGAAGACGGUGGCACUACUGUUGGACACUUCUGCACUCAGGGAUCAAUACAGAUGGUCCAAAUCCACACCAAUGUGUCUGUCACUGUGUCCGGCAUAGGGGGUGAAGCACUGAGGACGUCUGGCAAGGACGUGCUGAAUGCCAGGUUGAAAGAGGAGAUAUCAGAAAGUUACAUAUUCACCGUGUCUCCAAAGAGAGACACUCCUGUCCUUUUGGCUACUCCCGGUUGGCCAGUAGGAAUGAGGUCGGACUCCACCGUCUCCUGGAUCGUCUCUGUUCCGGAGAGGAUGGACGCUCACCUGGUGUUUACCAACCUCCGGCAGCCCAAGUGCAGCAGCAGCCACACCGAUAUCAGGGUGCAGAGAGUCGGCCGCCGGGAGGAGGACUACAGCCGCAGGGAGGAUGAAGAGGCCGAGAGUGAGAUCACCGUCUCCGAUAGCUUCUACCUCAACAUGUCCAACUGCAUGCCUGAACGAGGGGAGUUCAGCGUCAUCACAGAGAUCACCCUGCAGAAGAGCAAGAACUUUCUGCUGACUAUCAUCCUGAGUGCGGUGGCUGCUCUGGUGGUCAUUUUUGUCAUCGUGCUGGCAGUGGUCUGUGUGGUGAUUAGGAAGAAGAAGAAGGAGCUGACCCAUCAAGUGUCCAUAUACAAUCCAAACGGCUCCGGCUUCCUGCCAGGACACAACGGCUUCCCAAAAACAUGCGAGGACAAUGAGUCCCAUGUGUACGCUUCCAUUGAGGACACGCUGGUCUACACACACCUGCUGAGAAAGGGGGUAGAGAUCGGCAUCUACGGAGAGUUAGACACAUCCCGGCCUUUCACAGGGCACACAGACUCACAAAAGCCACUGAUCUCUGAAGAUGCAGGUGUGGCCGACGUGCAAGCUCCUCCGCUUCCCGAAAGGCCUCCGAGCCACGGCCAACAGCUGAUGGACAAUGAGAUUUACCAGACUGAGGACCAACAUGGAGAGGAACGUUGUCUGGAUCUGGGGCUGCGGCUGGAGCCAGAGGGAGGGAACUGAGCACCAAUGUGGAUUCAGCUUUCUGCUUUUCUUUUGACCUACUGAUGUUCAUCCUUCCCAGAAGCCUUUGUUUUUUCUCUUGAGUGUUGUUUUGCACCGAAGCCAGGUACACAAGAUAACCCUCUUUUAACCUGCCUGCAGCUGUUACCUUGUUUAAUCUCAGAUGAAGAAAGGCACAUUUGGAAAGCAGCUCAUAAUAAUCCUCUUUAUACCAACGUUUUGCUGCUACAAAGAGAUCUCGUGUUGCUUGUAGGCAAUUCAUAUUUUUCAUUUGAGACAUUUUGUACAUAUUAAGGCCGUUUACACAGGAGCAAACCUGCUGUUUACAUGCUGAGAUUUCCAUGUUUUAUCGGUAGACCGGUGAGCAGAGAGGACUCCACUGCUGUUCCAAUAUAAAGCACUUUUAUAGCAUCAUCAAAACAUGAUUGCGUGUAUUGCAGGAGAUUGCAGCAGCAUUGUAUGUGCAUCCAGUAUCAUCUUUCUGUUUUUUAUGAUCGCUAUAGCACCUGCUGUGAGGAAUUCUACAUACAGCAUCAUUACACCAUAACUGUGCCU
Micropterus salmoides (largemouth bass) is the source of this 3131-nucleotide messenger RNA. Its product is annotated as CUB domain-containing protein 1-like. The record is from RefSeq and is a predicted model, not a curated record. NCBI's taxonomy places the organism in Eukaryota, Metazoa, Chordata, Actinopteri, Centrarchiformes, Centrarchidae. The coding region runs from base 150 to 2576 and encodes 808 amino acids. The transcript has 10 exons.